This is a messenger RNA of Populus euphratica (Euphrates poplar), 1532 nucleotides long. RefSeq names its product cytochrome c oxidase assembly protein COX15. The transcript is spliced from 6 exons. Gene Ontology annotation, molecular function: oxidoreductase activity, acting on NAD(P)H, heme protein as acceptor. Gene Ontology annotation, biological process: heme A biosynthetic process. Gene Ontology annotation, cellular component: mitochondrial inner membrane. Lineage: Eukaryota; Viridiplantae; Streptophyta; Magnoliopsida; Malpighiales; Salicaceae. The record is from RefSeq and is a predicted model, not a curated record.
UUUUUUAUUUUUUUUUAAGAUGUGAACCAUAAAAAACCCGGUGUCAUUUGUGAAUAUAUAUCCCAGAAAGAAAAACCUCAGUUCCUAAGCUAAAACCCUCACAUCAGCCACUCGCACACAAACGAGACAGAGAGUGAAAGAUGUUUCAAAGCAGAAUGUUUGCAUCAAUCUUGAAGAGAAACAGAGGAGGAGGAGGAUGAUCUAUCAUCAACAACUCAAUUACUAAUCUCAAAGGAACAAAAACAACACCUUUCAAUCACUCGAGGGACAUUCAUCAACAACAAAACCCAUCAUCAAGAUCCUUCCUUUAUGGCUUUAAAUCACUCCCCAGGGGUUAUAACUAUCAGUCUGUGCCAUCAUCAAUGAUGAAGAUGUCAACUGUAGCUGCUUCUGUUGGGAGUAAAAGUAAAGAGGGUCUUAGGUUGCGUGUGCAGGGAGGACCUAAAGCUCGUAAAUUGGUGGGUAUAUGGCUAUUUGGCUCUGCUGCUUGAGUUUUUAGUAUGGUGAUUCCUGGUGGUGCUACAAGGUUAACAAGGUCUGGUCUUUCAAUGACUGAUUGGAAUUUACUGGCGGCCUUCCUCCUUUAUCAGAUGAAGACUGGUUGAUUGAGUUUGAGAAGUAUAAGCAGCCACCUGAGUAUGAAAUGGAUGAGUGUUGAUGAUUUCAAGUUUAUUUAUUGGAUGGGAUAUGCGCACCGCAUGCGGGAAAGGGGAUUGGGGAUCAUGUUGGCAUUGCCAUUUUCGUAUUUUCUGAGAAAAUGGUAUAUAACAGUGAGACUUGGAGCUAAACUUUGCGGUUCUUUUGCCCUUGGUGCUGGGCAAGGUUUAAUUGUUUGGUGGAUGGUUAAGAGUGGUUUAGAGGAGCCAGCAUCUGAAUAUGCUCAGCCAAGAGUAAGCCCUUAACGUUUUGCAGCUCACCUUACUUUGGCAUUUGUUAUCUAUAGUGGACUUUUCUGGACUGCUCUUUCUGUUGUAAUGCCUGAACCUCCUACUGAAUCUUUAGCUUGGGUUCGUGGGGCGGCAAAAGUCAAGAAGCUUGCCCUUCCUGUAAGCCUUAUUGUUGGGAUUACUGCCAUCUCAGGAGCAUUUGUUGCCGGAAAUGAUGCUGGGGGUGCAUUUAACACUUUUCCAAAGAUGGGUGAUACAUGGAUUCCGGAUGAUAUAUUUGAUCUGAAGCCAGUAAUUCACAACUUUUUUGAAAAUACAUCGGCAGUGCAGGAUCCACCAUAUGAGGGCAAAAUUGGGACUGCAUUCUUUGUUUGAAAUUCUUGUAUCAAGGAAGCAAUGCCAUCAUUUUGUUUUGAUUGAGAUUGAAAUUUGAGUGGUUAACUAAUCUGCCUUGUUCAAUUAAUUUAUGCGCUUCUAUUCUGGAGAGCUCUGCCUCCACCUCUGGGUUCCCUCUCAGGUAUCGUUACUGUAUGCUGCUCUUAACAUUACGAGACAUGCCUGUUUAUAGACUGAGAGAGUUCAGCACAUGAGUUUUCUGUAUUCACCGACUGAAAAUCCUGUCUUGGUUAACAUUAUUUCUCACAA